Molecule: messenger RNA, 432 nt
Organism: Emiliania huxleyi CCMP1516
Lineage: Eukaryota; Haptophyta; Isochrysidales; Noelaerhabdaceae
Exons: 1
Coding region: 1-432 (143 amino acids)
Biological process (GO): phosphorelay signal transduction system
Source: RefSeq, a predicted model, not a curated record
AUGACGCCUCAGGUCUUCCAGUUCGACGAGGAACAUGCGCCGGCCGGCUCUAUAUACUGGGAAAGUCGCGUACUGGUUGUUGGCGACGACGACCUUGCCAGCAAGCUCUCCGCUGUUCUCCGAGUCGCUCGCGGCAGCGUCGUCGUUGCGUCUGACGGCGCAGCGGGGCUUCGCCUUUUGACCUCGACGCACGAGUUCACUCUCGCGUUGGUGGAUCUGCUGAGGAUCGAUGCAACGCUGGUUCGCCAGUUCCGAACCUGGGAGGCGCAUGAGGGCGCAGCCCGUGCACGUGUCGUCGCUGUCUCGCACAACGCCGCCAACGUCCAUCGUGAGCAGGUGCUCGAGGCUGGUUUCGACGACGUGCUACUUGUUCCGACGCCAGUGCUCGCGUCGCACGCCUGGCUACUGUCCGACUCGGAGGAUAGCGCUUAG